Anas platyrhynchos (mallard) is the source of this 2966-nucleotide messenger RNA. It is a transcript of the gene LRRC47, whose product is annotated as leucine rich repeat containing 47. Gene Ontology annotation, biological process: phenylalanyl-tRNA aminoacylation. Gene Ontology annotation, molecular function: protein binding; phenylalanine-tRNA ligase activity; RNA binding. Lineage: Eukaryota; Metazoa; Chordata; Aves; Anseriformes; Anatidae. The record is from RefSeq and is a predicted model, not a curated record.
GGCGCGGCUCGGGGCGGAUCCGUACGGCUCGGAACAGCACGGAAUAACACGGCACGGCUCGGGAUGGAGGCGGCGUGGCCGGAGCUGGAGGCUGCUGCCCGGGAGCGGCGGCGGGAGCUGUCUCUGCCGGGCGCGGCGGUGUCGGAGCGGGUGGCGGCGGGCGGCGGGCGGCUGCCGGCGGCGCUGCUGGGGCUGCCGCUGCUGCAGUCGCUGGAGCUGAGCGGCUGCGCGGCGCUGCGGGAGCUGGGCCCGGGGCUGGCGGCCGCCCUGCCCGCCCUGCACACGCUGGUGCUGCGCUGCAACGCGCUGGGCCCCGCCGGGCUGGGCCCGGGGCUGGGCGGGCAGCUGCCGGCCCUCCGCCUGCUCGACCUCUCCGGGAACGGCCUGGAGGAGCUGCCCGCCGAGCUGGGCGGCGCGGAGAGCUGCGGGGAGCAGCAGCAACAACCCGCAGCCUUCCCGCAGCUCCGCAGCCUCAACCUGAGCGGUAACCGGCUGCGGGAGCUGGGCCCGGGGCUGGCCCGAGCCGCGCCUCAGCUCCAGGCGCUGCUGCUCUCGGGCAACCGCCUGCGGGCCCUGCCCGGCCGCCUGCUGCCGCCCGCCGCCGCCUUCCCCCUCCUCAGCCGCCUCGAGGCCGCCGACAACGAGGUGGAGGAGCUGGGCGCUGACAUCGCCGCUCUGCCGGCCCUCAAGAGCCUGGACCUGGCCAACAACCGGCUGACGGAGCUGCCCGCCGCGCUGGCCGACUGCCCCAGGCUGAAGGAGGCCAACUUCAGGGGCAACCAGCUGAGGGACAAGCGGCUGGAGAAGAUGGUCAACGGCUGCCAGACCAAGGCCAUCCUGGACUACCUGCGGGCCGGCGGCCGCGGCAAGGGCAAGGGCGAGAACGCCAGGGAGGAGGCCAGGAAGAAGAAAAGGGAGAAGCAGCAGAAAAAGGACGGCGGGGAAGGGGAGCAGGACGAGCUGGAGGCCGUCAGCAAGCUGCUGGUGAAGGUGCUGCACGUCUCUGAAAAUCCCACGCCGCUGGUUGUCAAAGUCAGCCCGGGCGUCAGAGACGUCCGGCCCUUCAUCGUGUGCUGCGUGCUGAAAGGAGUAAACCUGAACCCGGGCAAUGCUCUGAAGAGGUUCCUGACCGCGCAGACUAAACUGCAUGAAGACAUCUGUGAAAAGCGAACAGCAGCCACAAUUGCCACCCAUGACUUGCAGUUGGUCAAAGGUCCCCUGACAUACGAUGUUCAGCCUCCUGGUGAGCUGAAGAUAACGCCCCUGGGUCGAAAGGAGAUCAAGGCAAAGGAUCUUCUCCGUCAGCUGCAGCUAGAAGCAGAGGAGCAGAGGAAACAGAAGAAGCGUCAGAACGUUUCUGGGUUGCACAAGUAUCUCCAGUUACUGGAUGGCAAAGAUAACUACCCGUGUCUUGUGGAUGCUGAAGGUGUUGUGAUUUCUUUCCCACCAAUAACCAACAGUGAGAAAACAAAGAUUAGAAAAACCACCCGUGAUCUGUUUCUGGAAGUGACAAGUGAUACCAGCUUACAGAUAUGCAAAGAUGUCAUGGACACUCUAAUUCUGAAAAUAGCAGAACUGAACAAAUUCACCUUGGAAAAUAAGGAAGAAUGCUCAGGCUCAGAUAACGAACCCGAUGCUCUUUGUGGACCAGUGAAUGUGAACCCCGGCCAAAAUACACAGCAGAGUUUUCCGUUGGUAGUGGAGCAGGUUCGAGUGGUGGACACAGACGGGAACCUGAAAGUACUUUAUCCUUCAAAAACUGACCUAACCACAGUUUCUUCUCUUCUGACUGUAAUACGCUAGCAGCUGUCAAAGCUAAGAAAAUUGUUCUUUUUUUUUUUUUCCAUAUUCAAUAAUGCAACUUGCACGCAGUGAGAUUGUUUGUUUUAAAGAAAAGAUGGAGUGUGUCCUGCCUGGGUGUGUAAAAACUUAAAAGUUUGAUCAAGUCGUGAUAAGGAGUGUUGCAUUCUCUCAGCCUUAAUAGGAAGUCAUCAGUUUUCUGACUAGGUGGAGACAAGAUCAUCAUCAAAUGCAAACAGAAAAGUAGUGAACGUAUUCAAGUCAGAAUGUACAAACGUGUAAGGAGAAUCAUUACAAAACCAUAGCGGUUUGUAAAAUGAACACAGUCAUAUUUCUCUGCAAGGUAAAUAUUUCUUCCCGGUAUGUUUCACCUGGAUUAUUUUAGUAGCUGAACUGAGAAGUCCAGUAGGUGACAGCACUGACACUGAGUUACGUUCUGCGUGCCAGUUCUGAAGACAGGAUGCAGAAGUACUUAGCUAACAUCUCAUUUUGCAUAGUUUUAUAUCUGGAGUAACCAUGAAACUGAAAAUUCUGCCUAUUUUAAAAAUCUUCAACCUAACCACUGCCAGAACUUGAGCAAUGAGUUUUACUCUGAUGUUUUUUUCCGUGUUAACACAUUUAACACAGCUUUCAUUUUUAAGUAAAGUCAGUUAAUGACUGCAGGGGCUUGUGUUCCCCAGGGUGUUUUAGAGCCAUAAUCCAGCCAUGUGGAAGUACCAGUCAUGGUGUAUUUGUUGUGCACUCAUCAACUUAGCUGUUGGUCAAGAUCUGAAUUUGUUCUUGCUUAUGACCUUCAGUUUUGUUCAGAGGGACAAUACUGGCUUACAGUGACACCACUAGAGCUCCCCGCCUCCCCAGAAGGUAAGUGUUUUUAUCUGGAGUGAUGCUGGUGGAGCACUCAGUCAUACUCCAGUGUGGAGAGUGCUGAGGACUCCUUCCAAAAUACAUGAAGUUUUUCUAAAUUUUGCAGCCUCUGGGUGAUUUUUACAUCCUGGCUGCUAACUAUGAAUGUAGAGCUGUCCAUAAACUAGGGUGACCCGUGGAUAUACUUUAUUUCCCCAUUAGAAACAAUGUAGAGCUCUAACAAAACUUCCAGAUACUGUGUCAAAUAUGUCAACGUGUUGCAUAUUGAAUGGAAAAUAAAACGGUUCUUGCAGUCACUGUCA